CAGCAACGACAGAGACGCGUGACGUUGUUUACACGGUCCUCAGCUGCAGAGAUCCUGUGCCGCAGACUGCUGCUCAUGGUGCUGACUGAUGAAAAUUUCGGCCUCAGCCCAGCAGGUCUGGUUCGUGUGCAACAAAGAUUGAAAACCCUUCAGCCAGUCGAUGAACUGAAGAGGGGUCCGUUCAUGCUGCAGGCUCGAGUCCUGGAGUAUCGGCAAAUUGAUGCAGGGGUGGAGGUGGACAUCUGUCUGUCUGCCACUUCUCGUGCCGGUUGCCCAGUGUGGGAGAGUGUCCUGACACUGCUGUCCAAAAACACACGCUACAAAGCCAGCAGAUGCUUACUCAAGAAUGAGCGUGAAUGUCUUUCGACAAGCCAACCCAAUGAGUCUGUGCCAGAAAAUGUAAAGCGGGUAGAGCUCAGAGUUCCGAGGAUUACCGGCCUGCAGCGUGUAUGGUCCUUCUCUGACUACAACCCCUAUCGGCUCCUCUCUCUACCAGCCAGGCUCGUUGGCUACAGAUUGCAGGCACCAAGUCUCUGGAUGCUGUCUGUCUGCUUGGCUGAAAUAGAAAAGCACAAAGGUGUUGGAGUCAUCACAGCUCCCAUCAGCAUCACUGCCCAGUUUAAAGAGCCUCUGUUGGUACCAGGCAGAGUGACGAUCAAGUUUUGGGAGACAACCAAAGAUGGGGAUCAGUCUCCUGCCCAAAGCCUCAGUUUCCAUAUGCAGCAACAUGGAAGCAACAUCUCUCACAUGAAGGGUUUGAUUUCCAGGUGACUGAUUAACAUAGAAGGUCAAAUGCUGAUACAUUUGCCAGACAACACAUUUCUUCAACAUUUUAUUAUUUUUUUAUUUCGGUCUUUUACAGUUUAAAAAUAACAAGAUAGGAAAAGGGCCUGAAGCAAAAGUUUGGGCAACCUGCAUUGUCAGUACUUGGUAGCGCCCCGUUUGGCAAGUAUCACAGCUUCUAAACACCUUUUGUAACCAGUUCUUGUUUGGGGGAUUUUCACUUCAAAAUUUGCAUCACCUGGCCUUUCCUAAGGAUGAUUGUGAACAAGCCAGAACCCUAACAAACUGAUUAAAGUCUGAGACCCUGUUUGGGAGCUCAAAUGUCUUGGGUUGCCCAAACUUUUCUUCUACUUCACUUAACUAUUCACAGUAAAAUAAAUUUUGACAAGGGGGGCCCAAACUUUUGCAUUCCUUGUAUUGUACUUUUUCUGUUUUGUUCUGCUACAGUGUUGACAACACAGUUAAAUGCAACACGGUUGGUCUGCACAAUCAUCUAAUCAUACUCAAGUUGGUUUCAUAUGAUCAUAAAAUAAUGUCUAUUUAUUGCAAAUUUAAAUCCAAUAUUCUCACAAGGGUGUGUAUUAUUAGAUGUUUCUGUGUCUGAGCCAGCUUUUUGUUAAAGAUAUCAGCUAUCAGCAGUUAUCAGCUUCAUUGAGUGCAACUGCUUCACUACCUUCUGAUAAUGGUAAAUGGUAAACAAAAACAUAAAAAUAAGAACUUCCACUGUAAAAUAAAAUGUGCCAUGUCCAGAUGCAUAUGAGGAACUGAUUUAUAUAAUGCUGAAUCAUUUUGUUAUGUGCAUGUUGGAUGAGUUGUUAUAUAAAUGACAACAGCUGUGUCAGUCACCCCUGAGAGAAACUUGGUUUGUACAUCACAGUGAAAAAGCAAAGGAAAACAUGCACAUCCAGUGCAGUGCUGCCUUACAGACAUCAGUGGGGCUUCUUUAAAAAAAAUGUAAAGGCCAUACACAAAUAAAGCAUGUACACAAGGACACACACACACACACACACACAUCCACCCACAAAAGCCAGAACUAACAAAUCUCAAUCACAUUGCUGUGUUCCCAAUGAAAUACUUGUGCGAAUAUAGCUGGUGGAGUGUUUUUUUGUUUGUUUGUUUGGUUGGUUGGUUGGUUGGUUGGUUGGUUUUUUUAUUGAUCAUAUUACACAUAUAGAUAUAUAUUGAAACAUUUAAAAUAAUAAUUUUAACAUCAUAUGUGAAAUAAUAACAAACAACAGAACAUAAAACAAAACUAAUACAGACAAACAUUAAAUUGUACAAGGGAGAUGUAAACCUUGGAAUAAUACAGCUUGUUUGUUAUUUAGGUAUAGUUUUACCAAUUUUUUGAGAGAUCUGGAAAGCUUUCUUGUUCAUUGUUAUCUUAGAAACCGAGUCAAAGAGAUGUUGUUAAAAAAGACGAAUACUUGGUGUAAUCUGAAGCAUUCGAGCCUUACGGAUGUGAUACUUGCCAACUAUAUAUGUUUGAGAGCCUCGUCAGUAGAUUGUGAGCCUGUAUUACACUUUAGAAACAAGACCAUGUCUUCUAAUAUUCAUGUCAAUCCAUUAAAAGUUGUAUUAAUCAGCAGACAUACUUUCAAUAAAAUGUCUGAGAGUAAGUACAUGAUAGAAUUAAUGAGACAUUGAUUCAAUUUCUGUUUUAUAGAAAGAACAUAUUGGAGAAACAUCUUCCUUAAAUUUAGGUAAAAAUCAUUACAGGGGUAGUAUUAUAAGAUUUCUGGAAAAGUUAGUUUCCAUAAAAGAGUUGAUUUUGGAAAGUAACUUUGAUCUGAGGUC
Epinephelus fuscoguttatus (brown-marbled grouper) is the source of this 2577-nucleotide messenger RNA. RefSeq lists its product as uncharacterized. The transcript is spliced from 5 exons. The record is from RefSeq and is a predicted model, not a curated record. NCBI's taxonomy places the organism in Eukaryota, Metazoa, Chordata, Actinopteri, Perciformes, Serranidae. Bases 76 to 771 code for a protein of 231 amino acids.